AUGGUUCGCCCAAUUAGAGAGCAGUUUCUACUAAGCGCGGUAACAUCCGAUUCGACCAAGUACGCAUACGCAAUCUCGCAGAUCCAGACAAAGUACAUAAAGAAAAUCAAAAAUGUCAUAACCAAUCCACCGACAUGCGGAAAGUACGAAGCGGUAAAAAGAGCCUUAAUUCAACGGCUGAGCGACUCGCGAAAGCACCGCAUUCGCCAAUUACUAAAACGCGAGGAAUUAGGCGACAGGAAGCCGUCGCAGUUCCUGCGCCAUCUACGGACGCUCGCGGGCAACACAGUACCCGAUCAACUCCUGCGCACGCUAUGGCUCGGACGACUGUCAGCGCAGAUACAAAUAAUUUUAGCGACUCGUGCUGACGACCUCCUCGAAGACAUGGCGGAACAGACAGACCGCGUUACGUGGUCACGUGCCUAA
Linepithema humile (Argentine ant) is the source of this 426-nucleotide messenger RNA. RefSeq lists its product as uncharacterized. Lineage: Eukaryota; Metazoa; Arthropoda; Insecta; Hymenoptera; Formicidae. The record is from RefSeq and is a predicted model, not a curated record.